AACAAAGAUGGGGUUUGGAACUCAGAGGUGUUGUUCCAUCCUUGUUGCAUUGUUGGUGAUUUACACACCUCUUUGUUUAGCAAACAAUAGAAGAAGCAAUGUGAAGUGGAGAAAACAGCAAAGUCACUGCAACUUGUAUGAAGGAACUUGGGUGGAGGAUGAUUCUUACCCUCUCUAUGACUCUCUGACAUGCCCUCACAUCCGCAAGGAGUUUGACUGCCUAAAGUAUGGCCGCCCUGAUAAACUCUACCUCAAGUAUAGAUGGCAGCCAAAUGAAUGUGAUUUACCCAGAUUUGAUGGUGAAGAUUUUCUACAGAGGCUUAAGGGGAAGAAUAUCAUGUUUAUAGGGGACUCCGUUAGUCUCAACCAGUGGCAAUCUCUACUAUGCUUGCUUCAUGCUGCUGUGCCUGAUUCCAAAGUCAUAGAGCAGACAAAUGUGUCAAUUUCUACCACCACCUUCCUGGACUAUGGAGUUUCAGUUAUUCUGUUUAAUUCCCACUACUUGGUAGACAUCGAAGAAGAACAAGUUGGUCGAGUUCUAAAGCUUGAUUCUCUGAAGAAUGGCGCCCUGUGGAAAGAGAUGGAUGUUCUGGUUUUCAACACUUGGCUUUGGUGGUACCGCAAAGGACCUAAGCAACCAUGGGACUAUGUUGAAGAUGAGAACAAGGUUGUCAAGGACAUGGAUAGGAUGGUUGCUUUUCGCAAAGGUUUGACAACCUGGGCCAACUGGGUUGAUGAAGAUGUGGAUCCGACAAAAACUAGAGUCAUUUUCCAAGGAAUUUCUCCUUCUCAUUACAAUGGGGCUGAUUGGGGCGAGCCAGAAGUGACAAACUGCUCAAAGGAGACAGAGCCAAUAAGUGGGUCAACAUUCCCAGGUGGUUUGCCAGAAGCAGCAUUGGUAGUGAAAGAUGUGUUAAGCAGAAUAAGGAAACCUGUUCAUCUGCUUGAUAUAACAAAUCUCUCACAACUAAGAAAAGAUGCACAUCCUUCCUCUUACAAUGGAUUCAAGGGCAUGGACUGCACUCAUUGGUGUGUUGCUGGGCUUCCAGACACCUGGAAUCAACUUUUAUCAGCUGCUCUGAUAGCUAAUUGAAUUUCUUGAAUACACAAACACAAAGAAAGAGCUAAUUAGCCAUGAAAAAGCAAAAGUUCUCAAAUAGUUUCCUUGAUUUGUAACUUAUUCAUUGAUUUGAUUGUUAUUGAAAACAAUCAUAGGGCUAGAUGACAAUGUAGUAGUUGGGAUGGAACAUAUGAAACUUCUAUUUCAAAUCCCUGUUACAACA
Messenger RNA from Corylus avellana, 1283 nucleotides. RefSeq names its product protein trichome birefringence-like 38. The record is from RefSeq and is a predicted model, not a curated record. Gene Ontology annotation, cellular component: Golgi apparatus. Gene Ontology annotation, molecular function: O-acetyltransferase activity. NCBI's taxonomy places the organism in Eukaryota, Viridiplantae, Streptophyta, Magnoliopsida, Fagales, Betulaceae.